GCGCUUCCGGGGAGGGCGGGGCUUCCGGCUGCGCGCUAGGUCAGGGGGCGCCUGGGCCAGAUUCGUCCUUCGCAUUUGCACGUGUUGAGACUGCAGCCUCUGGCGCGAUGCUCCCUCUGCUCCGCUGUGUGCCCCGUGUCCUGGGCCCCGCUGCUGCCGGCCUCCGCGCCGCCGCGCCCGCCCCGCCGCUUCGGCAGCUACUGCAGCUGGCGCCCCGCCCGUGCGCCCGGCCCUUCGGAUUGCUCUGCGUGCGCGCGGGGUCGGAGCGGCGGCCCGGCCUCCUGCGGCCUCCCGGGCCCUGCGCCUGUGGCUGCGGCUGCGGCGCGCUGCACACCGAGGGGGACAAAGCUUUUGUUGAAUUUCUGAGUGAUGAAAUUAAGGAGGAAAAGAAAAUCCAGAAGCAUACGUCUCUCCCCAAGAUGUCUGGAGGUUGGGAGUUGGAAUUGAAUGGGACAGAAGCAAAAUUAGUGCGGAAAGUUGCUGGGGAACAGAUCACUGUCACUUUCAACAUUAACAACAGCAUCCCACCAACAUAUGAUGGUGAAGAGGAGCCCUCACAAGGGCAGAAGGUUGAGGAACAGGAGGUAAGCUCUUCUUAGCUUUUAAUCUCAGUUCUGAUAGCUGUCCCAGGGGCUUAAAAGAACACUACUUUCUUCUUUUUUUUAAUUCCUUCUAAUGUUAGAAGAGAGAAGGCAAAGGACUCCCAUCCUUGGGACUUGCAGAGUUGCAGAAUCAAUAGUUGGCCAGCUUUAGCCUUGAGGCUGUGGCCCCUUUUCUUUUUCAGGGGUUGAAUAAAUUGCCAUCUGCAGGCUCAGGCUUUGCAGUUUGGCCUGUAUUGACAGAAAGGUAUUGAAAGCCAAGUGUGAUAGCUUACAGCUAUAAUCCUAACCCUCUGGGAGGCCAAGGCUGGAGGAUCUCUUGAGCUCAAGAUUUCAAGACCACCCUGAGCCAGUGUGAGAUCCCAGUCUCUUCUAAAAAUAGAUUAGCCAGGCACCAUGGCUCAUGCCUGUAGUCCCAGCUACUCGGAAGGCUAAGACAGGAGGACCAUUUUAACCCAGGAGUUUAAGGUUGCUGUGAGCUAGGCUGACAGCAUGGUACUCUAACCCAGGAGACAGAAUAAGACUCUGUCUCAAAAAAGAAAGGAAUUGAAACUAUCUCAAACCCUCCCAUGAUGGGGAUGUGUUUAAUACUAGAGAUUAUUUGGUAUGUUUCCAUGUGAGGAAACAUGUCACAAGCUGGUAACAAGCACUCAACUCAGAUAAGAAAGCCAGGGGCAAGGGAGAUUUUAACUGUUGAGUAGUCAAGCUGUUAAGAGAUCUUAGAACUUCAGGCAAACUUUGCAGUGUAUGGAUAGAGAAAUAGGCCCAAGAAGCUUAAGGGACUGAUCUAAAUGGCACAGAGCUAGGACUGGAAUGCACAUUUCUUGAUUCUAAACUCAGUGUGUUCUUUAAACAAGGUGCUAACAAAAGUGUUACACUGUAUUAAGAUUCCAAGCUGCGUAUUUGGGAAUGCUAUAGCAAAAGACUAUUAAAGUGGCUACAUAAAGUGGUCAUCAGAUACUCUGAACUAAGACCUUUGUUCAGGCAUUCAGCCCUGUUCUACAAAGGCAUCUACUGACUUUCUUGUUUCAACAGCCUGAACUGACGUCAACUCCUAAUUUCGUGGUUGAGGUUAUGAAGAAUGAUGGCAAGAAGGCCCUUGUGCUGGACUGCCACUAUCCAGAGGAUGAGGUUGGACAAGAAGAAGAGGCUGAAAGUGACAUUUUCUCUAUCAGGGAAGUUAGCUUUCAGUCCACCCGUGAUUCUGAAUGGAAGGACACUAAUUACACACUCAACACAGAUUCCCUUGACUGGGCCUUGUAUGACCAUCUAAUGGAUUUCCUUGCGGACCGAGGGGUGGACAACACUUUUGCAGAUGAGUUGGUAGAACUCAGCACAGCCCUGGAACACCAGGAGUACAUUACUUUUCUCGAAGACCUCAGAAGUUUUGUCAAGAGCCAGUAGAGCACACAGAGACACUGAAAGCCUUACUUUUAUGGCAGGCUUUGGCCAGUGAAUGAAUCCCAGUCUACAGCCAGACACCUGUGCUUUGAAAAUGGUUAUCAUCCUCCUAUCAUGGAUAUAAAAACAGCAAAUGUAAAUUAUUUCUUUUGCACUCACUCACUAUUCAUUUGGCUUUUUUCUGUACAAAUCUAGAUUUUUGUAUAACAUAAUAAUAGACAAUAAAAUUGGUUUAUCUCCUCCAA
Messenger RNA from Nycticebus coucang (slow loris), 2245 nucleotides. RefSeq names its product complement component 1 Q subcomponent-binding protein, mitochondrial. Lineage: Eukaryota; Metazoa; Chordata; Mammalia; Primates; Lorisidae. Bases 108 to 599 code for a protein of 163 amino acids. The record is from RefSeq and is a predicted model, not a curated record. Gene Ontology annotation, cellular component: mitochondrial matrix. The transcript has 5 exons.